Messenger RNA from Entrophospora candida, 882 nucleotides. The record is from the annotation of a GenBank genome assembly. NCBI's taxonomy places the organism in Eukaryota, Fungi, Glomeromycota, Glomeromycetes, Entrophosporales, Entrophosporaceae.
AUGUUUUCCAAGUGGCAUAAAAGCGAUGCUGGUUAUUUAACUUGUGCGAAACGUCCUGGGAGUCUCGGGUACGAGUAUAAGGAUGCCAAAACAUUUGCUUCGUGGGAUGUUGACUAUUUGAAAUAUGAUAAUUGUAAUAACGACGGCACUCCUGAAUUGCAAAGAUACACUGUUAUGAGAGAUGCGCUUAAUGCUACUGGAAGACCAAUAUUUUUCAGCAUAUGUGAAUGGGGAAGAAGCAAACCAUAUUUGUGGGGACCUUCAGUUGGAAACAGUUGGAGAACAACAGGAGACAUACACCCAAAUUGGAGUUCAAUCAUUUCAAUAUUGAAAAGAAAUCAAGCCAUAACUAAAUAUUCCGGUCCAGGUGGUUGGAACGACCCUGACAUGUUACAAGUCGGCAAUGGCCGACUAACCAUCGAAGAACAAAAGGCUCAUUUCUCCCUUUGGGCUGCUUUGAAAGCUCCACUUUUACUGGGAUUUAAUGUAUGGUUGAUUAAUCCUCCAAAAGCAACUCUCGAGAUUGUCAAGAAUCAAGAAAUUAUAGCUAUAAAUCAAGAUCCACUCGGUAGAUCUAUAAAUAUUGUCGAACAAUCCAAAAAUCAUAAUAUUUGGACUGGUCCAUUGAUUGAUGGUUAUGUAGUCAUCCUUUUAAAUCUUGAUAAUUCGUCACCAAUAACCAUCUCUGUUGUUUUUUCUAAACAUAUCGGAAAAGCAAAUUCAACAUUUCUAAUUAGAGAUUUAUGGGAUCAUAAAGAUAUCGGGGUGUUCACUAACAGGUAUUCCGCAGAGGUGCCAAGUCACGGAGUAAAAGUUUUGAAAUUAACAAAAUCACAACAAGAAAAAGAAAAAAUCAAUCAAAUAGUUUUCAAUAAUUUUUAA